UUUUUCAAUAUUCUGUUUUAUUGAAUAUGACUUUACUGUAUUUUUCUUUAACUUUUCCUUUUUUUCUUUGUCUUUGCUUAGUAAAUAACAGCAAUGCUUAUUUAAGAGAUUUAAUAUAAAAUCGUGGUAAAAAGCUGAUUUUUUAAUAGGCAUAUAUUGCUUAAUAUAGAAACAAUAAUAUUAAUUUAUGUAAUUUACGGUAUUAUCAGCGUCAUGUGGUCUCGUAAAGCCACAGUGCAUCCUUGAGGAACCACGUAUUUCCUGUGUGUGUGUGUGUGUGUGUGUGUGUGUGUGUGUGUGUGUGCGCGCUAAGGACCGCCGAGAGCGCGCAUCCUGACGGCGAGUGGAGCCCCCAUUCUCAAAUGAGGGCUGCUCGCUCCCGCGGCACGGCAAGUGAGCGCGCUUGAGGGGCUGCGGUCCCAUUGACGGUUCCGUCUCCCUGACAGCAGCAUCAGCAGCAGCAGCGGCGGCGGAGCUGGAAAACAAGAAGUUACCGCCUCGCCCCUCAGCCACAGGAGCCAGCCGAGCGCGCCGACCGGAGAGAGCCGUCUUCAGGGAGCCCUCCUCCCCCUCUGCCUGGCCACAAGGACGGAAACGAGGUCCUCUUUCCCGUGCGCCAGCGUCCCGACUGACCGCCGGAGAUAUGGGCUCACCGUAAAACGGAGGUGGUGGAGGGGAGAGGCGGGCGGGUGGGCGGUGGGAGGGGGUGGGGGGAGAAGACAGCGGAGCAGCAAGAGGGAGGAGAGGCUGAAAACGGCAACGGGAACCGAAGCGCUAAGGCCACAGCCACCGCAGCUAACACCACCCCGGGCGCCCCCGCCACCGCCAUGGGAACUCCACAUCAGCCGCUCCGACCGCCGCUCCAUCAGUUGGCCAUGUCGUGAUCCGUGGGCUCCUCCAGCGGGUUUUUCAUCCGUGAUCCGACAGGAGGGAGGAGAGGAAGGAGGAGAAGGAAGAGGAGCCGGGAGUGAAGAAAGGUGGUGGUGGUGGUGGUGGCAGGGAAGAUGUUCGCCUCGGUGGGCCCUCGGGGCGGCCCGCGCCCACCCGCCGCUCCGGCCAUCCCGGAGCCGGACCUCAGCCAUCUGACGGCGGAGGAGAGGGACAUCAUCAUGUCUGUGCUGGCUCGGCAGCGGGAGGAGGAAGCUAAGGAUGAGGCCAUGUCAAAGGAGGAGAAGCCGAUUCAAGCGAGGACAGUGAACCUGGUCCGACAGACGAAGCCUCCACCGCAAAAUGACGUCCGAGGUAUCCAGCAGCAGCUCUCCAGCUACCGGGAGACAGUGAUCCGGCAGGCCACGGCGGCGGCGGGCUCAGCCGUUCAUCGGGACGACGCGCCAACCUGCGGCAUCUGCCACAAGACCAAGUUUGCGGAUGGUUGCGGGAACCUGUGCUCGUACUGCCAGACCAAGUUCUGCGCUCGCUGUGGGGGAAGAGUGUCCCUGCGGUCCAAUACGGAGGACAAAGUGUUGGCUCCAUGUUCCUUAUUUUGUGGCCAAAGGCAGCCCACAGUGGGAGAGGCAAGCUGCUCUCUGGUGAUAUGGGUGUGCAAUAACUGCAGAAAGCAGCAGGAGAUCCUCACCAAGCCAGGCGACUGGUUCACUGGUCCCCCAGGGAAGCCCUCCGGUCUUGGUUCUGCUGUCAGCGAGCCGUCUGUGUGCCAAGUGUCUCUGGAUAAACUGAGAUCUCGCUCCCAGGCACCCACAGGCUCAACAGGGACAAUUCAAGACCGAGCGAGUACGCUGGGGACCGCGCCGGGGACAGACGCUCGGUCACUUAGUGAGCCACCUCGGGACAGGAGAAAUGGACGCGGAGGCAGUGGGACGGGUCGGGGGGAGCGGCGGUCAGGCCAUCCGAGGCUGCAGACCCAGGUCUCCAUAGACCGGGACCUUCGAGGGGAGCGCAAGGAAGGCUGGCAGCUGUCAAAGGGGCGGUCUCUGGAGCACGACCCUGUGGGAGGAGGCGCCAGCGUUAGAAGGACAGGGGAGGGCGGUUAUCAGCAGGUGGGCAACAGCGGGGGUCCCCUUCGACAAGCGGAGCCUUUCCCUUCAGGAGGCAGGGGUCAGGCUGUGCCGGGUCGAGGCACGGGGAGCGCGACAGGCGAGGUCGGGGACACUACUCGACCUGGACAGAGGACGGUGGGCGGGGCACCGGCCGUUUCACAGAAAGCCCCUCCUCCUGAACUCAGAGUACCUUCAGUUUCGGGACCUGAAACAGGUCUCAGCCCGGGUGCCGGGGUGAAACGGACCAAGCGAGACAAGGCUGAAAGCAUGCUGCGCAAUGAUUCGCUAAGCUCCGACCAGUCCGAAUCUUUGCGGCCGCCUCCGCCACGGCCCUACAAGUCCAAACGAGGGCUGGGGGCCGGGGGGAAGAGACAAACUUCUGUCAGCAGUUCGGAGGAGGAAGGUGGAACUACACCAGAGUACAGCAGCUGUGACGACGCUGAGAUCGAAAGCAUAAGCGAGAGAGGAGACUGGGAGUGCAAUCCACAUGACCCCACAGGGUGGCAUCAUCCUGUAACCUGGCAGCCGUCCAAAGAGGGAGACCAUCUAAUUGGACGAAUCACCCUCAGCAAGAGAAGUGCUACCAUGCCUAAGGAGGCUGGGGCUUUGCUCGGGCUAAAGGUGGUAGGAGGGAGGGUCACUGAGUCAGGGAGAUUAGGUGCCUUCAUCACCAAAGUCAAGAAGGGCAGCCUGGCCGACGUUGUGGGACAUCUCCGAGCAGGGGAUGAAGUUUUGCAGUGGAACGGGAAGCUGUUGCCCGGGGCGACCAUGAAGGAAGUUUAUAACAUCAUCCUGGAGUCUCAAGCCGAACCUCAGGUGGAGCUGGUGGUGUCCAGGCCUAUUGGGGUUUAUAGAAAAUAUCAUGAUAUCCCAAGAAUCCCCGACACGUCCCACCCUCCAUUAGAAUCCACAGGUUCCAGUUCUUUUGAGUCCCAGAAGAUGGAGAGACCAUCUUUAAAUGUCCUGUCUCCCUCCAGUCCUGGGAUGCUCCGAGAUGCUCCUCAGCUGAUGCCAGGGCAGCUAUCGGUGAAGCUGUGGUACGACAAAGUAGGUCACCAGCUAAUAGUCAAUAUGCUGCAGGCUGCGGAGCUUCCUCUUCGUCCCGACGGACGCCCCAGGAGUUCUUAUGUAAAGAUGUACUUCCUCCCUGACCGCAGUGACAAAAGCAAACGAAGGACGAAAACAAUGAAGAAGACCUGCGAGCCCAAGUGGAACCAGACCUUCGUCUACACCCACGUCCAUCGCAGGGAUUUCCGCAACCACAUGCUGGAGCUGACGGUGUGGGACCAGCCCAGGUCACCUGAGGAGGACAGCAACUUUAUGGGAGAGAUCUUGAUUGAGCUGGAGACGGCCUUACUUGACGACAAGCCUCACUGGUAUCCCCUCCAAACCCACGACGUCUCAUCGAUUCCACUCCCCCGGCCGUCCCCAUUCCUGCCCCGACGACACACAGACGCACCUGGCAAGAAGCUGCAGCGUUCUCAGCGUGUAACAGAGCCUGAGUUUGAUGAGCAUACAGCAGUAGUCUCUAAAGCAGCAGACGGGCGUGGUAGAGAGAGACAACGGGAGCCCUCGUCUACCUUGGAGGUUCCUAAUCAGCAGCGAACGCCUUCCCAUCACAUCCGCUCCCGGUCCGUGUCCCCACACCGCGAGGAGCAGGGGCGCACCAUCCGCUCCCGAGCCCCCAACGUGCCCACCCAGAGGAGUUUGGACGACGAGCUUCCUCACUCUCGUCGCUCCCGUUCUCCAAACCGCUACGGCGACAACUCCAGAGGCCGCCGUCAGGGAGAAGAGUACCUGGACGACAGUGAGGUCAUCUUGAUCCACCAGUCAAUGCGAGGCAAAAGUGCUGAGUGCCUGCACACGAGUGAUCUCCAGCCAUCUUUGGACAGGGUUAAGAGUGCUAGCGCCAACUGUCUCACUCCAGACAAUCAUGCCCCCUCACCAGAGACUGAAAGAAAAUCUUUCUCCCAAUCCCUGCCUCGAAGACGUCCAGCGAGUCCCAGGAUUCUUAUCCAACAUGCUUCCCCUGAAGAUGACAGAAUAUGGAUGCUACUUCCCUCUCAAGAAACUUUAAUUCAGCUCAGUACAAAGAAGAGGCAGCCUCGGACCCUGGAAGCCCCUGAAUGUCAGACUCUUGGCAGGAAGCGGUCUGACAGCGGCAGGGGCCAUUUGCACGGUGGUGCAUCUCUUUCCUCGGCGGCGGCGGCCUCGGCGGCACGGAGAGUGAGGCAGCUGCCACAGCUUCCACCCCAGAGCAGCUCUGUAGAUCAAGCCCUGGUAGCAGAGGAGCGUGUUCGUCAGCUCCAGAUGAGGGUUCAUUCUAACCGGGUUUCAGCUGCCACCACCUCCAGCCAACAGGACCUGGACCGAGCCCUCAAGAACAAACGAGAGGUCUACAAGGACCAGAGGAGGAGCAGUGAAAAUGUAUCCCAUAAGUCCUCAGACAGUGAUGUCAGUGACGUGUCAGCCAUCUCUCGAACCAGCAGUGCCUCUCGCAUCAGUAGCACCAGCUACAUGUCCAUCCAGUCAGAAAGACCCCGGGGACGUUUCAGUCGAGCUAUUCGUGCGUCGGGCCGCCACAUGCUGAAGAGCACCAGUGUGAGCGGUGAGAUCUACGGCAUGGAGCACGCCGACGGCAGCCAGUCGGACACGGCCCUGGGGAGUCUGGGCAGCGGGAUCAAGAAACGGCGCUCCAGUCUGAGCCAACGGGUCGUUGCCAUCCUGCCGUCGAGACGGAGCCGGAGUACUUCACAGCUCAGCCCGACAGAAGCAGCGGGUAAGGCGGCGGACAGACAGAAAGAGGCGCCGACGGGGAAGAAGGUCAGCAAGGCGGGCAGCAGCACCAUCCAGAGGAGCGUGGAGACGGGGAUGGCGGUGGAGUUUCCCCGAGGAGGAUCAGCCAUGAACCGCCAGGCCAGCAGGGAGUCCACUGAUGGCAGCAUGAACAGCUACAGUUCUGAGGGGAAUUUGAUCUUCUCAGGGAUGCGAUUGGGAGCCGACAGCCAGUUCAGCGACUUCCUGGACGGAUUGGGUCCUGGUCAGCUGGUUGGCCGCCAAACGCUGGCAACGCCUGCAAUGGGUGAUGUUCAGAUCGGGUUGAUGGAUAAGAAAGGUCAGCUGGAGGUCGAGGUGAUCAGGGCGCGAGGCCUUACCUCUAAACCGGGCUCCAAAUCCCUCCCAGCUCCUUACGUCAAGGUCUACCUGCUGGACAACGGAACAUGUAAAGCCAAAAAGAAAACCAAGAUUGCACGCAAGACCCUGGAGCCGCUCUACCAGCAGCACUUGCUCUUUGAAGAAAGUCCUCAGGGCAAAGUGCUUCAGGUGAUAGUGUGGGGCGACUAUGGACGAUUGGACCACAAAUGUUUCAUGGGUGUAGCACAGAUCCUGCUGGAGGAGCUGGACCUCUCAAGCACGGUGAUUGGCUGGUACAAACUGUUUCCACCGUCCUCACUGGUGGACCCUACAUUAGCUCCGCUCACGCGGCUGGCGUCUCAGACGUCGCUGGACUCAGGACCACCGCCCGGCGUUCGGUCCUAGUGACCGAGUGGCGAACGCUCACCCCAAAACAGCCCUGACACGAUCAGAGAAUGGACCACAGCUGCUGGACCACACCUGAGCAGAGGGCGCAGAAGCAGCCCGAGUACGCCACCGAGGAGACGCCCUCGGGGGAAUCAACGAGAAACCAGACGGAGAACCAGGGAACAAGAGAGAGAAAUGAGAGAGGGAGAGACAGAACUAGCCAAUCAAAUGCUUAGCUGGAGUCUGACAAUCAUGUCUCACACCUUCCCUCUUCCUCCUCCUUCUUCCAUCUUUUGUUUUCAGCAUCUUUGCCUUCUUUGUUUUCUUCUCUGAGCUGCAGCUGUGGAGCUUUCUGUCCAACCUCAUCUUUUCUUUUGUUUCUCCCUGAUUUCAAGUGCGGUCUUUGCAGGAGCUCCCUGUCAAGGUGGUGCUCUGCAGCCAAUCAGAGCACGGCUUUAUCUUCCGUCAAAAGAGAAGCAAACUGUUGGAGUUUCAUGCAGCUGUUUGCAGAGUUUGCUUGUUGACUGUGCAGAUGUUAACCUUAGGGGCAGCAGUUUGACACAGAGUGGUAAUCGUUUGGGAGAGGCAGCACAUUCGCAUCCAUGUUGUUAAAAAUGAAAAGAAGCACAAGAAGAAAAGCUUGACUCAUUCGUUCAGGCAGAAUCAUAGAAAAUUUUCUGUCUAUAAGAGAAAACAUCGGCCAAAUAAUUUAUCACCUUUUCAUUUCCAGCCGUCAUUCCUGUUUGGGUUUCACCUGCAGUUCAGAUUGGUACCACUAGGUGCAGACUCCCUCUGUAUAUUUGUAUGUUUGGUUUUGCGAGCGGUGCCGAACAAAACGGUCACUCCAGCUCAAACUCGCCUUCUUCACCCAUCCAACAAACUCUCCUCCCUCUUUACCCACCAACUCCGCCCCCUGCUGGAGGGAGCAGCAUGACUCGGGGGACGCCACCCCGCCCCAAACCCCCCGCCCCGCCCCGCCCGGCCUGGCCCCAAGCUGCAUGCGCGUUUCUUUCAUUUCCGUUUGUUCUGUUUUUUUUGUUUUGUUUUGUUUUUUUAAGGUUUUCGUUCUCUACCUUUUUUUGUGAAGUUGAAAGACGAGACUAAAACUGAACCGAAGCAAUUCUCAAAAAACAAAAGCUGAAAAAAAUAAAAUAAA
Messenger RNA from Xiphophorus couchianus (Monterrey platyfish), 6675 nucleotides. RefSeq names its product regulating synaptic membrane exocytosis 1a (gene rims1a). Gene Ontology annotation, cellular component: cytoskeleton of presynaptic active zone; presynaptic membrane. The coding region runs from base 1005 to 5537 and encodes 1510 amino acids. The transcript is spliced from 35 exons. The record is from RefSeq and is a predicted model, not a curated record. NCBI's taxonomy places the organism in Eukaryota, Metazoa, Chordata, Actinopteri, Cyprinodontiformes, Poeciliidae. Gene Ontology annotation, biological process: calcium ion-regulated exocytosis of neurotransmitter; regulation of membrane potential; regulation of synaptic plasticity. Gene Ontology annotation, molecular function: small GTPase binding; transmembrane transporter binding.